GUAAUAAGCGCAGUCGAACCAACUAUUUGAAAUAUAAGCAACAACAUUGAGGGGCGGCGAGGAACAGUUUUGGAUUAAGAAUGCGGGGAGGCGUUAUUGGAAGUAUUAGCUUCCUUGCCUUCCUGUUGUUCCAUUGCUCUAAUGGUCAAAAUAUUUUAUUAAACUCGCAAACUCAGGAUUUAAAAGAAAAUUUAGGUGAAGUCAAAGCAUCGAAUGAAGAUGUUACAUUGAAAAGUACAGAAAGUGAUUUUCAAAAUAAUAUUUCUGAUAGAAAUGAUAACGACAUAAGUACAAAACCCGAGAGUCGAAUUUUAUCUGAAACUGACCAAGCAUUGUUUUCUUCUCUACAUGUGACUGAAAAUAAAGAAGAGGAGAAUUUGAGCAAUCAAUCGCUAAAAUCUGCACAAGAUGAAGAAAAUGAUAUUAAUGCGGAGGAAAAAUCUGCUUACAGUUCAGCGAUUGCAACCACAAGCAAUUCAUUUGGUUCUAGCAACAGCUUUGCUCAAGCAACUGCUUCAUCAUCGGGUGGAUACGGUUCCAUUCCACCAUAUAAAAAUCAUUUGCCAAACUCGGCUUCUAGUUUGGCUCAGGCAUAUGGUAAUAGUAAUGCUCAAGCUACAGCGUCAUCCCAAGGCAACUCUUACUAUAGAUCAACACCUGGUUUUGCUCCACCAAGUCCGUCCUUGGGACUAGGAUCUUCCUUGGCGGAUUUCAAUGCGCAGUCUACAGGUUAUGGUAGAUGGAAUCCAUUGGUGUCAAGUUAUCUUUCAGGCGAAAGUUAUGCAUCAGGAAUGGCACAAGCGCAAUCAGAUUACGAGAGCCCCUACGGAUUAGAUUUUCAUAAACCAGACUUUAGUUAUGCAUCGGCAACAGCUGAUUCAAGUGGAUGGGGUCCGUAUGGUCCAGGGACUUAUCCUGACCAAAGCUACACAGCAGAAGCUCAGGCCCAAGCAUCCAUUUCAGUUGGGUUUUAUGAACCAGGACGAGCAAGGCAAUUUUUACCUCAGGAAUACAUAAUUCCUCAUUCAACUUCCGGACGAGAUGAAAUUGUAUGUAUGCGAGCGGGUGGUUUAUACAGCAUACUAACACUUGACAAUAGAUGCUUGAUAUGUACGUGUAGUGAAGUCCUAGGGCAAUUGAUGCCUGUAUGCGUCGGCUGUGACUCCUGUUUCGCACUACCAUUGCCGGAACCGGAACCGGAACCGUUACCGGUGCCAAUACCGGUGCCGCCGCCUCAGCCACAGCUGUCAUGCUCACCCCUACCAGACGACACGCCUUUCCAGAAUCCAUUGAAUCCGUGCCAAAUAUGUAUUUGCGCUCAUGUAUUCAAUGCGAUCGGACAGCCCGACAUACAGAUCGACUGUCAGGAGACUCCAGCAUGCCGAUUGCCGACUGAUAUCACUCCGAUACCACCCAUACCUGAACCGCCAGUACCGGUUCCUAUGCCUCUUUGCGAGAAGUUCCCAUCCGAAAUACUUUUCCCUCAUCCAACAGAAAGUUGCAAAAUUUGCAAGUGUGUCGUCGAGAUAUUGUCAUACGGUUUACCGGAGCAACGUAUUUUAUGUAUGCCAAACCCUGAAUGCGAACAAUCUUGGCCGGAACCAGAACCUUGGCCAAUACAAGAGCUCUGGCCUCAAGGUCCUGAACCGUACCCCUAUAUUGAGCCAGUACCUCAUGUACCAGAACUAUGGCCAAUUCCAGAUACACUGCCGCCUGCACCUGAACCCUGGCCUAUCAUUGAACCAUUACCACCAGCGCCAGAAUUUUUGCCAGUUCCAGAACCCUUACCUCCUCCCCCUGGACCAUGGCCUAUUAUCGAUACAGAACCAUGGCCAAUUCCAGAUAUACUGCCGCCUGCACCUGAACCCUGGCCUAUUAUUGAACCUUUACCGCCAGCGCCAGAACCUUGGCCAGUUCCAGAACCUUUACCACGUCCCCCUGCACCUUGGCCUAUUAUUGAGACUGAACCAUGGCCAACUCCAGAUACACCGCCACCUGAAUCCUGGCAAAUCAUCGAACCUUUACCACCAAUGCCAGAACAAGUUCCCGAACCUUGGUAUCCAGCUGAACCAUGGCCCGUUAUUGAGCCAUUACCAGAACCAUGGCCUUCUCCUGAAUUCCUUCCAUGGCCAGUACCCUCAGAACCUGAAAUUUGGCCAGUUCCUGAGCCCUUACCUCCAGCUCCAGAACCUUGGCCAAUACCAGGACAAUAUCCACCACCUCCCGAGCCAUGGCCAAUUCCAGAACAAUAUCCGCCAGCUCCCGAACCAUGGCCAAUUCAAGAAAUACAAUUGCCAGAACCUGUGCCACUUCCAGAACCACAACCAUUACCUUGGCCACCUGUGAUACCUGAUACUCCACUUAGUCCUCUACCUGGCCCACCACCUCAUCAAUCAUGUCGACCUUAUCCGCCGAACAUGCCAUUCCAACAUCCAUGGGAUGAUUGCAGAGUUUGUGUGUGCAGUGAGUUCCAUGCGAUCGGUAUCACCAACAUUGAAGUUAACUGUUACACAAAACCAUCGUGCUGCGUUGAACUACCAUUCCCAGAACCAAAUCCUCAACCAUUACCCCUCCCCCCACCAAUUCAGCAAACAAUUCCUCAACCUAUUCCAUAUAUUGAGCCACAAUUUCCGGCUUCACAACUAACUUCAGAUCAGACCUGUCAAUAUCAAGAUAUCGGAUCCGAAUUCAUAAGCCCCGAAGACGUCUGUAAAGUGUGCACCUGUCAAGUAUUCGGAAACUACAUAGUUCCAGUCUGUAGACGCUCUAGGAGGCCCGAAUGUGCGGCAUCCACGGAUCUGAAGCCGUUUAACAACGUGGUGUUUAUUGAGCCAACGUGUCGUUAUCGACUCCCGAAUCAGGCAUACGUUGUGGAUUGCAACGUGUGUUUCUGUCACCCUGUUUUUAAUUACGUCAUCGCUCGCUGUACCCCACAACCUAACUGUGAUACUGUACCAGCAUUUGCACCGGGAGGAACAUUCAGCAAUGCAGAAGCGAGUGCAAAUGCGUAUUUUGAUUCAUACGGAUCAGGUGGUUCCUCUUUGGCUCAAGCAACAUCUAAUUCCCUUUAUAACUCGGCAUCAUCAGAAGCUACCGCCAUCGCACAUGCUCAGUCAAACGUGAACUCAAAUAUGGGAGGCAGCUCCGCCUACGCUGAAAGCUCGUCCAAUUCAGGCAAUAAAUAUCCCUAUGGCAUCAAUUUUCCCGGAUCACAUGAUAUUUCAGCAUCCGCCCAAGCUAAUACCUUAGUGAAUGUGCCAAAUAUCAAUUCGUAUCCGUACUAUGAUGACAAUUACUAUGCUACAGCUCAAAGUCAAGCCGCUGAACAAGCGGCGUACUCCCAAGCAAUGGCCAGUGCAACGCAGAAUUCCUUCAAUCAUUUGAGCGGUCAAUCGUAUGGAUCAGCAGAAGCGUUAGCUAAUAGUCAAUAUGGUCUGUAUGGAGGGACUCCCUACUAUAGCGGAAUGCCUGACGUAAGUCAAAUGCAACCCGGAUCUCUGACGACAUCUGAACUUUAUUCAGGUCUAUACCAAAAUCCCCAAACGACAGGAAUGUAUCAAGCGGGUAUGUCUGGAUGGGACAAUUCAGUAAGCCAACAAAGCACAAGUUUGCAGAGUUUGCGGCAAAUUUCGGCGAUUUCCGGUCGACCGUUAAUACGUUCCGGCCCAGGCUUGUGCAACUACUCGGGAGACAAGUAUCAUCACAACUGCCAGGCAUGCUUUUGUUUCCAGGAUGGAAAUGGAAGCCUGUUCACACUCUGCUUAGGCAGUCCUUGCGCCAAGUAAGAGUUCGAUGAAUGACUCAUUGAUAACGAACUUAAUGGACUACGAUAAUUUAAUUUAAGUUAAAUAAUUAUAAGAUGGCAUGUAGAGACAAAAGCACAAUCCUACUUUAAUAAAUACCUACUAAGCGUAAA
This is a messenger RNA of Pieris brassicae (large cabbage white), 3916 nucleotides long. RefSeq lists its product as uncharacterized. The transcript has 26 exons. Lineage: Eukaryota; Metazoa; Arthropoda; Insecta; Lepidoptera; Pieridae. The record is from RefSeq and is a predicted model, not a curated record. The coding region runs from base 81 to 3785 and encodes 1234 amino acids.